This is a messenger RNA of Hyalella azteca, 4130 nucleotides long. It is a transcript of the gene Miro, whose product is annotated as mitochondrial Rho GTPase 1. Gene Ontology annotation, cellular component: mitochondrial outer membrane. The record is from RefSeq and is a predicted model, not a curated record. Bases 101 to 2053 code for a protein of 650 amino acids. Gene Ontology annotation, biological process: mitochondrion organization; regulation of mitochondrion organization; small GTPase-mediated signal transduction. Gene Ontology annotation, molecular function: GTPase activity; calcium ion binding; GTP binding. NCBI's taxonomy places the organism in Eukaryota, Metazoa, Arthropoda, Malacostraca, Amphipoda, Hyalellidae. The transcript has 15 exons.
CAAUCGUAUUGGUACAUGGACCUAGAACAGUGGAAGGAAGUCAUUAAAUAAAAAAGUAAAAUUUUCAAUGUAAUAUAAUUUCGCUAUCACAAUCGCCACAAUGGUUUGUUUAGAUAAUAGAGAAGGUAAGAACAAAGGUAACCAUCCAGACAAUGUUAGAAUUCUACUAGUAGGUGAUGGUGAUACUGGCAAAACAUCCCUGAUACUCUCCCUGGUGUCAGAAGAGUUCCCAGAACAUGUGCCUGCCAGAGCUGAAGAGAUCACCAUCCCUCCUGACGUCACUCCUGAAAGAGUUCCUACUCACAUAGUUGACUUUUCUGAGCGUGAGCAGAGUCCUGAAGAGCUGCGGCGUGAGCUGCAGGCUGCGGAUGUUGUGUGUGUGGUCUACAGUGUGGAGGAGGAAGACACUCUGGACCGCAUCACCAGUCACUGGCUUCCUCUCAUAAGGACCACAUUGGGGGAAGAUCAUGACACGCCCAUUAUCCUUGUGGGCAAUAAAGUUGAUCUUGUGGACUACAGUACAAUGGAGAUUGUGUUGGACUUGAUGCUGGAAUACCCUGAGAUAGAGACCUGUAUUGAGUGCUCGGCGCGCUCACUGAAGAACAUCUCGGAAUUGUUCUACUAUGCUCAGAAGGCAGUUCUGCACCCCAUAGCCCCUCUGUACCGCCUCGACGAGAGGGACUUGACAGAGGAGUGCAAGCGAGCUUUGUCCCGCAUAUUCCGCCUCUGCGACCGGGACUGCGACGACAUCCUAAACGACCACGAGCUGAACGUCUUCCAGGAGCUGUGCUUCCAGAGCCCUCUCAUGCCCCAGGCGCUGGAUGACCUGAAGGCGGUGGUGAGCCGCAACUGCCCCGACGGCGUGCAGGGCGACGGCCUCACUCUUCGGGGCUUCCUGUUCCUGCAUCGCCUCUUCGUGCAGCGCGGGCGCCACGAGACCACAUGGACGGUCCUCCGGCGCUUUGGUUAUAACGGCGCCCUCACCCUGCCCCCGGAGUACCUCAUGCCUCCGCUGCGGGUGCCGCCUGGCUGCAGCACAGAACUCAACCAUGCCGGCUACCUCUUCCUGACGGAGCUGUUCGAGCGCCACGACCGCGACAAGGACGGCGCCCUCAGUCCUGCCGAGACCGUCAGUCUCUUCGCCACGUGCCCCGGCGUGCCCUGGGGGCCUGAGCUCUGCACCACAGUCACCACGAAUAGUGCGGGCUACGUGACGCUGGCGGGCUUCCUGGCGCAGUGGACGCUGUGGACGGCGCUGGACGUCCAGAUGGCCCUGCAGCACCUCGCCUACCUCGGCUUCUGCGUCGCCUCCCCACACGCCUCCCAGCUGGCCGCCAUCACAGUGACGCGCGAGAAGAGCCUGGACCUGGCGAAGAGGGCGAGCGUGCGCUCCGUGUACCAGUGCCACGUGAUCGGCCCUCCCGGCGUUGGCAAAACUACUUUCUGCCAGGGCCUCCUGGGGCGCUCCCUGCAGGAGGUGCAGACGCUGAGGGAGGACACGGUAUCGCGGCACACCAUCGCUACGGUGCAGGUGUACGGCCAGGAGAAGUACCUCGUGCUGCACGACAUCGACGUGCACAACAUCACUGACGCCCUCAUGCCUGACGAGGUGGCAUGCGACGUCGCCUGCCUCAUAUACGAUGUCAGCUCACCUACAUCGUUCGAGUACAUUGCCCGUAUCUACUUGAAAUACUUCAGCGAGUCGCAGAUCCCGGUGCUGGUGGUGGGGAACAAGGAGGACGCUGGCAAGGUGUGGCAGCGCUACAUGACGCAGCCUGAGCAGUUCUGCGUACAACAUAAACUCCCUCCGCCUCACCCCUUCUCAUCAGCGCGCCCCAAACGAGACAUCUACACUAAACUCGCUACCAUGGCUGCCUACCCGCGCUUCCAGGCGGCGUGGAUGCUCUUCUACAAGAAUAGGCAGCUCCAGCAGCUCCGCCUCGCCGUCUACGGGGAGGAGGGCCGAUGGCUCAAGGUUGGCCUCGGCGUCGCUGCGGCCGCUGCCAUCGUGAUUGUUUUAUCCAAAGUCUUCAGGAGCUCAGACCCUAGAUAACGUGGUGACCCUAGCGUGACAUGGACUCUAGAUAACGUGGUGACCCUAGCGUGACAUGGACUCUAGAUAACAUGGCUGGUGACCCUAGCGUGUCACGGCGACCUGCUGCGUUAAGUGAAGUCAUCUGAGCGCUCAACGAUUCUUCGCCCCGCACUGCCUCAGGGCUUCCGCACUCCUGGCCAGGGUUUCGGUUGUAUUUUAUUGUGUAUAUUGCAAUUACGCCGCAAUUUGGUUUACUCAAAUAAAUGAAUUACGUACGGAUGAGUAGAUUGUGCUGCAUGGGUUUUAUCUCGAGUUGAUAUUCAAUCCUCGUGAAUAACAAUUGGAUUCAUCCAAAUAUUAUAAUCUCUUAAUGUAAAGCUACUCAAUUUCAGUGGCUUUCAAUUUUGUGAUUGUAAUUUAGUUUUUAUAGAUAUUCCUUGAUAAUUGCUCCAGGGACUUUUUGUAGCUUAGGAUAUCCAUGCCAGCGCAUAUGCUGCUCUGCUGCUGGAAGUCCUGUGAGCAAUGCACGUGUGGUUGGGGAAAUUCCUUCUCUGCAACUGUAGUAUCUUUCUUCCACAUAUAUUCGCGUGUAAAUAAAGUAACUUUAAUGCCGGUUUAUGAAAUGUAAUUGCUGAGUGCAAUAUUGAACGGUAAGGUUUGCCGAGAAAUGAACGUAUUGGAUAUAAAUUUGAUGGAAUUUAAUUCCAAAAUGCUUGCUUCAACCGCAUGCGGAAGUGCGUUCCUUGCCUUGUUUCGCCCAGUGGCCGGCUCAAUAAGUGAGCUCAGUUGUUUGUGUUGCGUCAAUUUUAUCUUGUUGAGUGUAAAUAAUGAAAUCUUGAAUAAAUUGGUUUUAAACCUGCCAAUAAAGAACAAAUUUGUUUUGAACAUCAUUCGAUUAGUGUAUCAAUGCUUGUACGUGUUGUUCUCAAAUAUAAUAAAUUAUUUUACCAAAUCGUAUUGCUGAACGAAAUAAAUUUGGAAUCGUGUUCAGCGCGUUGAUCACAUUAUCUCGUCCUACUGAUAUUGAUGACUUGUUUAUCUCUGCUGCGUGCCUCGCAGAUCAAAGCAGCGUGUACACUAAGAAUUCUCUUCUCUACUUCAAGUAUCAUUUUAAUUGCGAAAUGUUCUUCUAUUUACUUUUACUAUGUUCGUAUCUCUUAUUUUAUAGUUUCUCAUGAAUUAAUGUUUGGCUGCCACAUGGCCUGUUGUGGCGAUGCGCCACGAGGGGAGAUGUGUAGCUAUACUACUUGGAGCAGCUGGUCGUCAUGUGGUAUAUUGUUAUUACUUACUUCCUUUUCUGAUUUCUAAUUCAACAUUUAGUCUUGGUAACCGUUGGGUGCUAACGAGUCAUUUCCAAACUACGUCUUAGGUUCGACCUCGUAGUCAGAGACUUGUAUUAAUGACCCUUGAGGUCUUUGUUGUUCUCACUAAAAUAGAGGUUGUGUGAAUAAUAACGAUGGUGAUUUACAGAGUUUCUAGAAAAUUUAGUGCCAAACCAUGGAGAUUGAGCUAAGUUACGUUCGACCUUGAACCUCUUUUAGACUACAUUCCUGAUUCGCGCCCCACGUGAGUAUCUCAUUUGCCUAACAGAUAUACGCUUCCCAAUGAUUGGUAGAACCAAGGAGCACGUGAGUGGCCUGUUUGGUUCACUGGUCCAAGUAGUGAAGUGGUUCACAAACUGGUUCACUUUGCCACACAGUUUAACAUGCCAAGUUAGACCUGUUAUUUCUUUUACUAAGGUUGUCAGCGUUGGCAUGCAUGAACUUUUGCAGUCACUAAUACAUAAAUAACCCUUAGUUUGACAACAACAAUCGUAUGUAUAUAUACAAGGUCAGUGUGCCCAUACAUUUGUGUUGUGCUAGUCGGUAUAAGCUAGCGUUGAGAACUGUAAGUAGUCUGCUGCUGUUCUGUUGAGACUAGCGCGAUGUGCAGCUACUCCCCUAUUGCUGCUGUUGGGACUAGCACGAUGUGCAGCUAAUGUUCUGUUGCGGCUGUUUGCAUUAAGUCCGAUUGGUAGCAGCUCACUUUCGUUGCGAGGAACUCCCCCCUGUUUUUUUGAUCUCCAGGUAUUAUGUACAAUAAAUACUUGAACUCU